UCUCUGUAACAAAGCAAAGCACAACAUAGAUCUGAUAAAAAAAAGAAGCACAACAUAGAUACCAAAACCACAUCAUUAUCAUCACCACCCUCAAAAUCUCUGCUACCAAACCUACCCGUGAUUAUCGGAGAUAUAUGUCAGCAAUGGACAGAGGAGGAGGAGGAGGAGGAGCAGACGCACAGUAUGUGCGUGCCAAGACAUCAGUUUGGUGGGACAUAGAGAACUGCGCUGUACCGAGAGGCUGUGACCCUCAUGCCAUAGCACAAAACAUAAGCUCAGCUCUUGUCGAGAUGAAUUAUUGUGGUCCUGUCUCUAUUUCCGCUUAUGGUGACACUCAUGGUAUCAAUCCUGCUGCUCAAAUGGCUCUUUCUAGUACUGGGAUUGCUCUCAAUCAUGUCCCUGCAGAUCUCAAGUUUUGUUAUUGAAAGAGGAGAAGUGCAGGUGCUGCAACAUCAGCAGGAUAUGUUCUGGUCUGUAAUGGUUUUUUAAUAUUCUAGUCUUUUUGUGCUGUUUGUGAGUUGAUGUUCAUGAUUUUAUAUGUUCAUGAUGAACAGGUGUUAAAGAUGCAAGUGACAAGAAGAUUCUUGUUGAUAUGUUGUUCUGGGCGGUGGACAAUCCUGCGCCAGCAAAUUACUUGUUGAUUUCUGGUGAUCGAGACUUCUCCAACGCUCUUCAUCAGUUGAGAAUGAGGAGAUACAAUAUUCUCCUAGCACAGCCCCAGACAGCAUCCGCAGCCCUUGUUGCGGCUGCAAAGAGUGUAUGGCUUUGGACGAGUCUCUUGGCUGGAGGACAGCCACUCCCUGAAGUUGAAUUACAACAACUCCGUAGCAAAAACUACACGUCCACUCCAAACACGACACAGAUUCCAUCGUCCGAUACCGCUCAAAUAAAGGAACCAGUAGAUUCCUAUUCUGAGAAACCGUAUGUGGCAAAUCAGAAGUCUCCUUCCACAUCAAGGCAUCCUAGAGGGAGAGCGAACGCAACCCUAAGAAACCCGAGUCAAACAAAUGCAUCAAAAACAACAAACACGCCUUUUUACCCCAGUGCUCCUCCUCCAAUUCCUGCCAGACCCAACGGAACUAGCUCCACCUCUGCACCAUCUACAAGAGUGCCUGCUUUUGAUAGUUUGAACAAUUUUGGACACCCUGCCAGCUCUAGCCCUCAACCACGAAAUCCAGAGCUAAAGCAUGAUUCCAAGAAUAAACCAGACAGUAAAAAAAAUAAGAAAUCAAAAGGUGAAAACUCAAAAGGGUCUGGUGAAGGAAAAGGACCAGAGCUAAUUCAAAACAAGAAGAAUCCAGAGGGUGAAAACUCGAAAGGGUCUGGUGAAGGAAAAGGACCAGAGCUAAAACAUGAUCUCCAGAAGGAACCAGGCAGUUCAAACAAGAAGAAACCAGGGGGUGAAAACUCAAAAGGGUCUUGUGAAGGAAAAGGACCAGAGCUUGAACAUGAUCCCCGGAAGAAACCAGAGGGUGAAAACAAGAAGAAACAAGACGGCAAAAACUCAAAAGGGUCUGGUGCAGGAAAAGGACCAGAGCUAAGUCAAAACAAGAAGAAUCCAGAGGGUGAAAACUCAAAAGGGUCUGGUGAAGGAAAAGGACCACAGCUAAAACAUGAUCUCCAGAAGGAACCAGGCAUUUCAAACAAGAAGAAACCAGGGGGUGAAAACUCAAAAGGGUCUUGUGAAGGAAAAGGACCAGAGCUAGAACAUGAUCCCCAGAAGAAACCAGAGGGUGAAAACAAGAAGAAACAAGACGGCAAAGACUCAAAAGGGUUUUGUGCAGGAAAAGGACCAGAGCUAAGUCUAAACAAGAAGAAUCCAGAGGGUGAAAACUCAAAAGGGUCUGGUGAAGGAAAAGGACCAGAGCUAGAACACGAUCCCCAGAAGAAACCACGCAGUCGAAACAGGAAGAAACCACGCAGUCGAAACAAGAAGAAACCAGAGGGUGAAGACUCAAAAGGGUCUGGUGAAGGAAAAGGACCAGAGCUAAAACAUGAUCCCCAGAAGGAACCAGGCAGUUCAAACAAGAUGAAACCAGGGGGUGAAAACUCAAAAGGGUCUUGUGAAGGAGAAGGACCAGAGCUAAAACAUGAUCCCCAGAAGAAACCAGAGGGCGAAAACAAGAAACAAGAGGGUGAAAACUCAAGAGGGUCGUGUGAAGGAAAAGGACCAGAGCUAAAACAUGAUCCCCAUAAGAAACCAGAGGGUGAAAACAAGAAGAAACAAGAGGGUGAAAACUCAGGAGGGUCCUGUGAAGGAAAAGGACCAGAGCUAAAACAUGAUCCCGAUAAGAAACCAGAGGGUGAAAACAAGAAGGUGGCUAGAGCAAGAAAAGGAGUUUCAUUGAAAAAAUCAGUAGUUACAAGAUCAAAAAGACGUGUUAGCCUAACAAAACUGGACAAGGGAAAGAAAAACCCACUUUGCUGCGAAAGUAGAAGGGGAAUGACAGCAAGCUGAAGCUCUUGAUGCUUGCUAUAUAUAGUAUGGCAGGAGCACCAUCCAUGCCACAGGGCUAUUUGUGUGCAAUGGAUACCCGUGUGCGAGUUUGGUACCAGUUUCUUUUGUCUAGGGGUUUGGGGAGACAGAAGAAGGUAGGGGGGUAUUUACGGUUUUAUACUCGUGUUUUAAUAGCCAAAAAGAAGGUGCCGAAUUUUCUUUUUUAUUUUAUUUUAUGCUUGCCAUGUAAAAAUACAAGUUUCGGUAUCUAUCAUUUUUAUUUUCUAGCAGUUCCUGGCUAUUGUGGCGGCCGCUGCUGCGAGUUCAUUCUGAAUUUUUAUCCUCUUUUUUUCCAUAAUUAAAUUAAAUAUUAAUAAGAGUUUGAAGGGUUUAAAUUUUAGAGAAGAAA
Messenger RNA from Populus trichocarpa (black cottonwood), 2846 nucleotides. RefSeq lists its product as uncharacterized. Gene Ontology annotation, cellular component: peroxisome. Gene Ontology annotation, biological process: regulation of gene expression. The transcript has 2 exons. The record is from RefSeq and is a predicted model, not a curated record. NCBI's taxonomy places the organism in Eukaryota, Viridiplantae, Streptophyta, Magnoliopsida, Malpighiales, Salicaceae. Bases 593 to 2458 code for a protein of 621 amino acids. Gene Ontology annotation, molecular function: RNA nuclease activity.